Adineta ricciae is the source of this 1011-nucleotide messenger RNA. NCBI's taxonomy places the organism in Eukaryota, Metazoa, Rotifera, Eurotatoria, Adinetida, Adinetidae. The record is from the annotation of a GenBank genome assembly.
AUGAAUGUGACAAUGAACACGUCGACGAACAUUAUCCAACUUCUCAUCCUUAUUUUUACAUUUUAUCUUUUUCUAUUCAUUGAAGAAAUUUCAUCCGUCUCGGGUUAUUGUUAUCAAUGUAAUUCUCGAAAUCCAUUAUGUCGUCUUGAUGUCAAUGUUACAUUGAGAGGCGAUGGAACACCUUGCAAUGGGCAAUGUUAUACGCGUAUUAAUCGCGAUGAUGAAAGUACAAUCUAUCGAGGAUGUUCCUGGGAACAUGGUUUCAUCAAUUUACAAAAGUCGAAUUCACUCAUUGUGCAAGGCAAUUCAGUUUGGAUCUUCUGUAAUAGACCAUAUUGUAAUUUCGAAGCAACAGCGCUUUUGAAUAAUGUUUGUUAUCAACCGAUUUGUAGUUUUUUGAAAUUCCCAGAAGAUUGCAAACUACCAAAUGCGGAUAUAACAUGUGGACGCUUUUGUGGAAAUGUCCUGUGCGGUUCCCGCCCAAUCCGUUAUCGUAUGCCUCCUUAUCGACAUCGUACUCGCGUAUAUUUAAUAAAAAUAAACAAAACAAUGAAUGUUGGCAUAGCACAAGGUGAACGAAAUCCAAAUAGUUCAUGGCUAAACAGUCGAGGUGUUUGGCUCACAUAUAUAAUUCUUCUUUUCGUCCUGCAUUUCAUUCUUUUGAGUAUACCUUACAUCACAACACCUGUAGCCUGGACAUUGACAACAACAAUUCAUAAUAUUUGCAGCUUUUACUUAUUUCAUCUAGUUAAAGGUGCUCCAUGGGAAACAAGUGAUCAAGGUCGAGCACGUCGUUUUACAUUUUGGGAACAAAUUGAUAAUGGCGUCCAAUGGACAGGUACCCGAAAAUUUCUUCAAAUUCUUCCCAUUAUUUUAUUCUUCAUUGCGAGUUUUUAUACAAAAUACGAUCGAACACAUUUUGUAAUUAAUUUAGCCACUAUGUUACUUGCUGUUGUUCCGAAAUUUCCAAUCUUUUUCGGAGUUCGUUUAUUCGAUAUCAAUCGGUAUUAA